Molecule: messenger RNA, 5431 nt
Organism: Sciurus carolinensis (gray squirrel)
Lineage: Eukaryota; Metazoa; Chordata; Mammalia; Rodentia; Sciuridae
Gene: Pacs2
Product: phosphofurin acidic cluster sorting protein 2
Exons: 25
Coding region: 97-2811 (904 amino acids)
Biological process (GO): protein localization to plasma membrane
Molecular function (GO): transmembrane transporter binding
Source: RefSeq, a predicted model, not a curated record
ACCGCGCCGCCGCCCUCUGCGCGCCCGGCCCGCCCGCUGCCGCGCGCCCGCGGCCGGCGCAGCCCCAGGCCGCCGAGGGACGGCGGGGCCGGCGCCAUGGCCGAGCGGGGCCGCCUCGGCCUCCCCGGCGCGCCCGGCGCGCUCAACACGCCGGUGCCCAUGAACCUGUUCGCCACCUGGGAGGUGGACGGCUCCAGCCCCAGCUGCGUGCCCAGGUUGUGCAGCCUGACCCUGAAGAAGCUGGCAGUCCUCAGGGAGCUGGAGAAGGAGCUGGCCUCAGUGGUGAUCGCAGUCAAGAUGCAGGGCUCCAAACGGGUCCUCCGGUCUCAUGAGAUUGUGCUGCCCCCCAGUGGACAGGUGGAAACCGAUCUGGCCUUGACCUUCUCUUUGCAGUACCCACAUUUCCUGAAGAGAGAAGGCAACAAGCUUCAGAUCAUGCUGCAGCGCAGAAAACGCUAUAAAAACCGCACCAUCCUGGGCUACAAAACCCUGGCUGCAGGUUCCGUCAACAUGGCUGAGGUGAUGCAGCACCCCUCCGAGGGCGGCCAGGUGCUGAGCCUCUGUAGCAACAUCAAGGAGGCCUCCGUCAAGGUGGCCGAGAUCUGGAUCGUCUCCCUGUCCAGCCAGCCCAUUGACCACGAGGACAGCGCCAUGCAGGCCGGGCCCAAGGCCAAGGCCGCGGACAACGACUCCGAGGAGGAGUAUGAGAGCUUUUCCUCGGAGCAGGAAGCCAGUGACGACGCUGUACAAGGGCAGGACCUGGACGAGGAUGACUUUGAUGUGGGAAAGCCCAAGAAGCAGCGGCGAUCGAUAGUAAGAACGACGUCCAUGACCAGGCAACAGAACUUCAAGCAGAAGGUGGUGGCGCUGCUGCGGAGGUUCAGAGUGUCUGAGGAGGUCCUGGACUCAGAGCAGGACCCUGCGGAACACGUCCCUGAGGUGGAGGAGGACCUGGACCUUCUGUACGACACGCUGGACAUGGAGAACCCCAGUGACAGCGGCCCUGACAUGGAGGAGGAUGAUAGCGUCCUCAGCACCCCUAAGCCCAAGCUCAGGCCGUACUUCGAAGGUCUGUCACACUCCAGUUCACAGACGGAGAUCGGGAGCAUCCACAGUGUCCGGAGCCAGAAGGAGCCUCCAAGCCCGGCUGAUGUGCCGGAGAAGACGCGGUCCCUAGGAGGCAAACAGCCAAGUGACAGUGUUUCUGACACAGUGGCUCUUCAGAAUGCACCAGCCCCACGGGAGCCAUCAGGGCAGCCUGAGGACAGCCCCGAGGCUGAGACCUCCGCCCUGGACGUCUUCACUGAGAAGCUGCCGCCCAGCGGGAGGAUCACCAAAACAGAGUCGCUGGUCAUCCCCUCCACCAGCAGGUCCGAGGUGAAGCCAGCUGGCCGCCGGGGCCGGAGCACAUCCCUGAAGGAGAGACAGCCAGCACGGCCACAGAACGAGCGGGCCAACAGCCUGGACAGUGAGCGCUGCCCAGACACACGGAGCCAGCUGCAGAUCCCCAGGAAGACCGUGUAUGACCAGCUGAACCACAUCCUCAUCUCUGAUGACCGGCUCCCGGAGAACAUCAUUCUCGUCAACACCUCUGAUUGGCAGGGGCAGUUCCUGUCAGACGUGCUGCAGAGGCACACGCUCCCCGUGGUGUGCACGUGCUCCGCGGCCGACGUCCAGGCUGCCUUCAGCACCAUCGUCUCUCGGAUUCAGAGAUACUGCAACUGCAAUCCCCAGCCCCCGCCCCCCGUGAAGAUCGCCGUGGCGGGAGCGCAGCAGUACCUCAGCGCCAUCCUGCGGCUCUUCGUGGACCAGCUGUCCCACAAGACGCCCGACUGGCUUGGCUACAUGCGCUUCCUCAUCAUCCCGCUGGGUUCCCACCCUGUGGCCAGGUACCUGGGCUCCGUGGACUACCGCUACCACAACUUCUUCCAGGACCUGGCCUGGAGAGACCUGUUCAACAAGCUGGAGGCCCAGAGUGCUGUGCAGGACACGCCAGACAUCGUAUCCCGCGUCACCCAGUACAUCGCGGGGGCCAACUGCGCCCACCAGCUCCCUAUCGCGGAGGCCAUGCUGACCUACAAGCAGAAGAGGAAAAGGCACUUUCACUUUGACUUCACCCUGAGCCCUGAUGAAGAAUCCUCACAGAGGUUCAUUCCCUUUGUUGGGGUUGUGAAGGUCGGGGUUGUGGACCCAUCCUCCGCCACAUCAGGUGACUCUGACGACGCAGCGCCCUCAGGCUCCAGUGUGCUCCCUUCCACCCCACCCUCUGUGUCCACGUCUCCUGCGGCCAAGGAGGCCUCGCCCACCCCGCCGUCCUCCCCGUCAGUGAGCGGAGGCCUGUCCUCCCCCAGCCAGGGCGUUGGCGCUGAGCUCAUGGGGCUACAGGUGGACUACUGGACGGCAGCACAGCCCACAGACAGGAAGAGGGACGCCGAGAAGAAGGACCUGCCCACCACCAAAAACACGCUCAAGUGCACUUUCCGGUCCCUCCAGGUCAGCAGGCUGCCCAGCAGUGGUGAGGCCGCAGCCACACCCACCAUGUCCAUGACUGUGGUCACCAAGGAGAAGAACAAGAAGGUGAUGUUUUUGCCCAAGAAAACAAAGGACAAGGACGUGGAGUCCAAAAGCCAGUGCAUCGAGGGGAUCAGCCGCCUGAUCUGCACAGCCAGGCACCAGCAGAACAUGCUGCGGGUACUCAUCGAUGGCGUGGAGUGCAGCGAUGUCAAGUUCUUCCAGCUGGCUGCUCAGUGGUCCUCCCAUGUGAAGCACUUCCCCAUCUGCAUCUUCGGACACUCCAAGGCCACCUUCUAGCCCUGCCCACCCACCAAGGGGAUGGUGUGGGACACGAGGGGCCUACCUGCUGUCCCCUGGUGGCCACUGCGGGAGGGGCAGCUGCAUUUCUGUUAACAUUUCAGUUUACCACAGAGACAGACUGUCAAAAACACAAACCAUCUUAAGUAUGAGUGUGCUCACAGCCUGAAAACUAAGGGGCAGCUCCUUGCUGGGUGCCAAGUAACUGCCGUGCUUAUUAACCAGAAUGUCUGGAGCAGGGAGGCUGGGAAGGGGAGGGCAGCACGCAGGGGCUCAGGAGCCACCCAGGGCCCACAAACAAGAAGGGUUCUUGCCUUCUUGUCCUCUCCUUCCUGGAAGGCAGGACUCCGCUUCCACAGGGAGCCCAGGGCAGGCACAGGCCUCGGAGCUUGGUGACCAGAGGCCAAGGGUCACAGGCAUGCUCAGACUCCUGGGGGGUGUCACCCCCAGCACCACUCGUGCAUAGCUCCCAAUAAACUCCAGCCUCGCAGGGGAGAUCCUUCUAAUGCUCUCAAAUACAUGUGACGACAUAGCUGCCAAACAGAUGUUGCUCUCAUGAAGUCCCCUUGGGGCUCUGCAGAGCCACAGGUCCUGCCCACCCCUCACCCCUUCUGGUCCUCAGCUAUUCCCAAGAUACUGCUAGGCUUCUGCGUGUUGUGCUGUCCCAGAUUGAGCCUUGGUCCCUGCAAAUGUCCUAGUGUCCAGCCUGGGAAAUGGUGAGCUGUGGCUGGGGUUGGUCUGAGGUUGAAGCCAAGUGCCCAGGCACUAGCCUGCUACCACACCCUUCCACCCCUACUCUGCCUGCUGGCCUAGAGUGUCCAGAACUGGCCAUGUGGGUAUCUGGGUUGAGAUUCAGGAUCGUGGUGAACUGGGGGACAGGUGGCACCUGCAGCAGCAAAGUGACCAUCGUAGGCUCUAGUGGGCCAGCCUGAUCACAGGUCACUGCAGGGGUCAUGCACCCGCUUCAGGGCUGUGCACCUCCAGGCCAUGCUCCUUGGAGCAGCAUGUUGUAUUUGGGCCUCAUCCUGGAUGGCAACGCUGCUUUCUGCCUUCCCUUGCAGCAGAAUAGUGGUGUGCUGACAGGCAACCAGGGUCACCCAUCUGACUACCUGCUCCACAGACCAACAGGGAACCUUGCAGGCUGCACAGGAAGAGCCCACCUACUCCAUUCCCUUGGAAGCUGUGGCAUUCCCAGGGACACUGGUGCCCCAAGAACAAGAGCUGCAAUAGGCUCUGUUCAGAAAACAGUGCCAAAUGCAGGACUCACCUUCCUUGGGGUGAGAAUGGCCUAUUUUUCUUACCUGUGAGCUACCUGUUUACCAGCCCCUCUCCCGGGGACUGAACAGUGUCCAUUUGUCCAGAGUAAGGGCCAUGGGGCUAAUGAUAGAACCUGUGUUUGGCCCCUGGGUACAUGGCUCAGAGUUGGCCUGUGGGCAGAAUGCCCUGCAGGGACUGCCCCAGAGAGCACCCUGCUGCAGUGUACAGGGCUGUCACUUCAAAAGUCCAUCCACAUUCUUUCCCAAAGGUCACUCUUGGUAGAAGAGAUGACUUAAACUUUCUGUCCUGGAGACCACAGGGGCUGUGCAGUUUGCCUGGCUGUGGGCAGCUCUUUCCUAGGGAAAACCUCCCCAGGGUACUCUUGCCCAUGUGGCUCUGAGGCUCCACCCUGCAGGGCAGAGCCUUUUCAGCAGCUGUCCCUGGGUCCAGCACCCAUGUCACCACCACCACGUGGGCCCUGUGCCAGGAAGAAACAAAUGGAGACCUGGACUGCAUGCGCCACCUGCCUCAGUUUCCGUUGGUUAAAGAGAAUGGUCACAUUUCCCCUGCCUACCUCAUGGAGCUGUUAUGGGAUUUCAAGGAAAAGCACUUUGUCCCCUUGAAGGACCACCAGAAGCCAAAUCCGUCUUCAGCCAGUGUGGCCAUGAGGGCAGUGCAGAGUGUGCGUGAGAAGUGUGCGUUCUCAGGCCUCACCCCAAGUGCACCCCGAGGGAUUUCUCAGCCCCACCAGUCUCCGAGGCUAAGCCACUAGUCCCUGUCAGGCUCCUGGGCGGGGCCGUCGCUGGCUGAGGUGUGGGCAGGCUCCACCUUUAUCCCUGAAGGUGGGGACCUGACCCCUCCCCUCCGGGUUGGUCACCUUGCCCCUGUCUCCUCUGGGCACGCAGGCCAGGGUCCUCGGUCAGCAGCUGGGUCAGAGCUGGACGCGAGGUGGGGGGUGGUGGGGCUCUGUGCAGGGUUGGAGGCCUUGCCGGAUGAAGACCUGGCCAUCUCUGGCUUGCGUCCCCAAAUGACUUCCUCUUGAAAACGUCCGUGCCACCUCCUCCAGAGCCAGGCCGUCGGACUCUACAGGCUCCCAACCCUCCCCGGCCUGUGCGGGCCUGGUGGGGCCAGCGAGCCGAGGACUGGGCUGGUGGGCGCUGCCGCCGGUUUCUACAGAUCCCGUCCUGUUCGUUGUGACUGGUUUCUACAGUGUUUGUGUUGCUAGUUUUCCUUUUUAAUGGGAAGCAAAAUUAAUGUAAAUAGCUUUUCGAGGAGCAAAUGCUAACCUGUCCCAUGUGACCAUGAGGACGACUUUAAGGUGCUGAAGCGACACUAAUAAACUGAGGGCACUGCGGCCGCCCAA